AUGGCUCUAGGUGAGCCUGGUGCUGAGAAGUGUAAGGUGAAUAUAGGCGAUGUGAUGGAUUUGUUGUACCAGACCGACAUAUGGGAGCAGGUGGAGCUUCCAAUGAGCCGGAGAGUGGUUGGAUCCAAUGUGAUCUCGAGCUGGAAGGAUGGAUGUGGAGUUUGCACUUCUGCAAGAGAAAGUGAAGAGCAGAUCUACAUGAAGAAACCAGAGCGGUUCGAAGUUAAAGGGGCUGAGAAAAGACUUUGCAAGAGGUCGUGGUUCGACCUGUCGCCUAGGCAGUGGUUUGAUUACUUCAUGGAUGAAGGAUCGGGGGCUGCAAAGAUGGUUCUCGGCGUUGAGACUGAAAGAGGAGUAGGCUUUGGUAAUCACAGGAGGAAUACCUUGUGUGUAGGUAUUGAUCAAGGAUGUGAUGGGCCAGGUAAAGCCGGAGAGCGUUCCCUACGCGUCUCUCCUCAAGUUUUCCUCAGGACAUGUCCCAAAACAGAUGAGGAAAAGCAGGAUAUCUCAUGAGCCUUAUUCGAAUGCGGUUGGCAGUGUAUGUCAUAGUCUGGAUUAGACCGGUUAUUUCACAGGCAGUCAGUGUUGUGAGCAGAUUCAUGUCAA
Molecule: messenger RNA, 606 nt
Organism: Magnolia sinica
Lineage: Eukaryota; Viridiplantae; Streptophyta; Magnoliopsida; Magnoliales; Magnoliaceae
Exons: 3
Coding region: 1-513 (170 amino acids)
Source: RefSeq, a predicted model, not a curated record